This is a messenger RNA of Radiomyces spectabilis, 1605 nucleotides long. Its product is annotated as C2 domain-containing protein. The record is from RefSeq and is a predicted model, not a curated record. The transcript is spliced from 6 exons. Lineage: Eukaryota; Fungi; Mucoromycota; Mucoromycetes; Mucorales; Radiomycetaceae. The coding region runs from base 1 to 1209 and encodes 402 amino acids.
AUGCCUUGCGGAAAACUUGCUGUCACUGCCGUCGCGGCGCGUGGAUUAUCCCAAACUGGAUUGAAAGAUCCCAAAACCUUUAUUGGAUGUUACAUUCAACCGCAUGAAAAGCAACGAACAAAAAGCAACCAUGGCACCGAACCUUGCUGGAAUGAAACACUCCACUAUAAUGUCGCUGAUACCAACUCGACAUUGCAUGUGGAGCUGAUCGAUGAAAGUGCAAGCAACACCAGCCUGGUGGGCAAUACUCAAAUUGAUUUAAGCAAAGUGUUCAAAGAAGGCAAUCACCAGGAAUGGGUUCAAGUCAAAAAUGAUCGCGGCGAGCCUAUCGGCGAUGUCCAACUGGCCAUGACUUUCUCGGAAGUGAGCGUCCACGAAGAAAUCCGCCAAGAGUAUCACGAACAGCGUACUAGUUCUGUCUCGGUACACUCGGGAAGCCAGUCCUCGUUUGCCGCGCUCGGACCCGAGACGCCUCUUCCCGAGAACUAUGGCGCCGGCACACCUCCUCCAUUUAAGCCUCAGCCUCCUGUGUCCUACGUAACCAGCCAAUCCAAUCUUAGUUCCAGCAACAGCGAUGCUGAGCUCGUCUCGCACGUCGAAAGACUUGGCGUGGAAGAAAAGAAGGAAGACGGCACUAACUGGGUGAAAUAUGGUGGCGCUUUGGCUGGUGCAGCAGCAGCCGUCGGUCUUGGUGCAUGGGGUGCAUAUGAACUCAAGCAACACUAUGAUGAGAAGAAAGAGCAAGAGGAAAAAGAAAAAGAAAAACACAAGGUCGAUGCCAAACCUUUCCAUAUUCCUGAAGGUUACCUUCAACCUCAGCCUCCGUCGCAGCCUCAGUCUCAGCCUCACUCGGGCCAGCAGCAGCAACACUUUACUUCAGCUCACGUUGAGAAGAAGGACAAUGAUUGUCAUAAGCAGGUUGGCCAUAAAGACGACAAACAUUGCGAAAGCAAGGAGAAGAAGCAUCAGGACAAGGACAAGCACUGCGAAAACAAGGAUAAGAAACAUCAUGAUAAGGAGAAGCAUUGUAAGGACAACAAGGAAAAGCAUUGCAAAGAUGAUGACAAGAAAAAGGACAAAAAGAAGCAUUGCAAGGAGAAGAAGGAGAAGAAAGACAAGCAUGGUAAAAGCAAAGAGAAGAAGCAUGGUCACAAAGGCUCCGGUUCUGACUCGGGUUCGAGCUCGAGCUCUGACUCGGAUUCUGAUUAACCGUCUAAUAACGUGCAAUCAUCAACCAACCCCACCUAUUCCAUACUUUGAAUAAAGAAAUACCCCGACAAUUUUGGUGCGCACCCACUAAAACCAUGAUUGCAUCUUCAUCUAAUGAGAAACCUCCAGUUGACCCCAACAAUUGAUAGAUGGUUUGGUACUUUAGCAACCAAGCCGCGAAACAUCUAAUCUGUAACCAAGUGGAGAAACCAUGUCAAUUGCUCCAAAAUGGCCCAAAACGGUCCAAUACCAAGUGAUUAAUGAAAAAGCUUGUUUAUGUGAGCAGAUAAUGGCUUGCAUAGCAUAUUACAGUCAUCCGCACAAGACGAACUUUUUAUAUAGUGGAACUUUAACCAUCCUUUUAAUUGCAACAAUUUUAUUUUGGUUUUAUCAUGG